AUGAUCCAGAACAUUGGGUUGGUGGGGUCGGAACUGUUGGUCGAUUUCGAUGUAGACAAACAUUUCAGGCAAGAAGGCGGUAAGCGCCUUGCUGGAGAUAUUGGAGCGAGAAGAGGACAUCCUGGGGGCAGAACGGAUACGGAAAGAAUCGUUAAUACGACUGAUCAACCUGACAUGACGGGAUCUCCACUCGCACCUGUUUUGGCAAAUAUGUACAUAUACAAGUUGGAAAGGGAAUUCGAGAAGUCACCACUGCAACCAAGAGCGCUCAUGCGAUAUUUGGAUGACUACUUUGCACUAAAUGAAUUCCUCAAUUUCAUUAACCAACUUGAUGAAAGAAUUAAGUUCACAAUGGAGUUGGAGCAGGAUGAACGAAUACCUUUUCUGGAUAUGGAUGUCAUGCGUUCCAACGGGACACUCAUAAGGAGACUAUACAGAAAGAAUUCAUAA
Messenger RNA from Protopolystoma xenopodis, 450 nucleotides. The record is from the annotation of a GenBank genome assembly. Lineage: Eukaryota; Metazoa; Platyhelminthes; Monogenea; Polystomatidea; Polystomatidae.